This is a messenger RNA of Suncus etruscus (white-toothed pygmy shrew), 1158 nucleotides long. It is a transcript of the gene C18H6orf136, whose product is annotated as chromosome 18 C6orf136 homolog. The transcript has 6 exons. Bases 32 to 976 code for a protein of 314 amino acids. The record is from RefSeq and is a predicted model, not a curated record. NCBI's taxonomy places the organism in Eukaryota, Metazoa, Chordata, Mammalia, Eulipotyphla, Soricidae.
GCGCACUCGCUCCUUCCCAUCCCGGAAGACCAUGUACCAGCGCAGCCGGGGGGCGGCCCGGCGCCUGGGCCCGUGCCUGCGCGCCUACCAGGCUCGGCCUCAGGACCAGAUUUCUCCACGGGCACUACCAUUCCCACCUCUUUGGCCCCAAGGCGCGACAACCACUUCUCCAUCUUCUUCCCUCCGGUCUCCCUCAGUUCCCUCCACUCCCACCCUGCUUUUUCCCCGAGUUCCCCCUCAGCCUCUUCCCCAGGUCCAAGCUCUCAACUCACCAUGGGUGGUUCUCCCGCCAGGAAAGAGGGAGGAGGGCCCAGGGCCUGAGCUGCAUAGUGGCUGCCUUGAUGGGCUUAGGAGCCUAUUUGAGGGACCUCCCUGUCCCUCUCCUGGGGCUCUGAUACCAUUCCGAGCCCCUGGGUUCACCUGCCCUUCCCCUGCCACUCCAUCGGGAGAUCCAAGUAUGGAGGAGCACCUGGCUGUCAUGUAUGAGAGACUAAGACAAGAGCUUCCCAAUCUCUUCAUUCACUCGCAUGACUACACACUCUACUCUACAGAUGUGGAAUUCAUCAAUGAAAUACUGAACAUGCGUACCAAGGGCCGGACAUGGUACAUUUUGUCACUGACGCUAUGCCGCUUCCUAGCCUGGAACUAUUUUGCACAGCUUCGGUUGGAGAUUCUACAACUGACCCGCCACCCUGAAAAUUGGACUCUACAAGCCCGCUGGCGGCUUGUGGGGCUGCCCAUUCAUAUGCUCUUUCUGCGUUUCUACAAGCGUGACAAGGAAGACCUUUACAGGUCCUAUGAUGCCUAUUCCACUUUCUACCUGAAUUCCGACGGCCUCAUUUGUCGCCACCACCUAGACAAACUGAUGCCUUCACACUCACCCCCAAUGCCUGUGAAGAAACUGCUAGUGGGAGCCCUGGUAACGCUGGGGCUGUCAGAACCAGAAUCCAACUUAAAUUUGUGUCGUGAGGCCUGACCCAGCAACUGGGGUGGAGACAGCACUUAAGACUCUACUACGCACAUGGGGAGGAGGAGGUAGAGUUGCCAAGAAUCUCAGGAGCCGAUUUCUUCCCUUCUCUCUUCUUUGUUUAUUCUUCCAUCUCAUGCAGCUGCUGUGUAAUUUAACUUGUAAAUAAUAAAGUUUAAAUGAAUAUGUAA